Camelina sativa (false flax) is the source of this 780-nucleotide messenger RNA. RefSeq lists its product as uncharacterized. NCBI's taxonomy places the organism in Eukaryota, Viridiplantae, Streptophyta, Magnoliopsida, Brassicales, Brassicaceae. Gene Ontology annotation, molecular function: protein dimerization activity. The record is from RefSeq and is a predicted model, not a curated record.
AUGGCUUUGCAAAGGAAAGAUCAAGAUAUUUUGAAUGCCAUGUCAUUGGUGGAAUCUACUAAGGGAGAAUUGCAAAAGCUUAGGGAUAAUGGAUGGGAUUCACUUAUGAAUAAAGUUUCAUCUUUUUGCGAGAAACAUAAUGCUGAAAUGCUUGUCAUGGAAGACGUCUUUGUUGAUCCAAGGAAACCAAGAAGGAAAACCAAUAUAACCAACUUGCAUCAUUAUAAGGUUAACUGCUUCUACACUAUUCUAGACUUACAGCUUCAGGAGUUCAAUGAUCGUUUUACGGAGGUAAACACUGAUCUACUUAUAUGUAUGGCUUCUUUAAGUCCUCUUGAUUCAUUUUGCGAGUUUGACAAGGAAAAGUUGGUGAAGUUGGUUAAGUUUUAUCCAGAUGACUUUAGUUAUGGGGAGACUUUGUGUCUUGAGCAGCAUCUUGAUAUCUACAUUGACAAUGUACGCAGAGAUGAAAGAUUUAAAAACUUGAAAAGUCUUGGAGAUCUUUCUUGUUUAAUGGUAAAAACCCAAAAGCAUCUUGCACAUCCUUUGGUUUACAGGCUUUUGAAGAUGGUCUUAACUUUACCAGUUGCAACAGCAAGUGUUGAGAGAUGUUUUUCGGCAAUGAAAUUGGUGAAGACGACUACACGCAAUAGAAUUGGAGACCAGUUUCUAAGUGAUUGUCUUGUUUGCUAUAUUGAAAAAGAGUUACUUGAUUCUGUCACAAAUGAAAAAGUGAUAGAAAGGUUUCAGAUGUUGAAUGAGCGUAGGGUAGUUUUAUAA